Messenger RNA from Aspergillus candidus, 1317 nucleotides. Its product is annotated as FAD binding domain-containing protein. Lineage: Eukaryota; Fungi; Ascomycota; Eurotiomycetes; Eurotiales; Aspergillaceae. The transcript has 5 exons. The coding region runs from base 1 to 1317 and encodes 438 amino acids. The record is from RefSeq and is a predicted model, not a curated record. Gene Ontology annotation, molecular function: FAD binding; oxidoreductase activity.
AUGUUCGUGGUGGGAAAGCUGCGAGGGGUGGAUCGGCUGCAACAGAAUCUGGUUCGACAUUGCGGGGGCGCCUCGGAGUCUGUCCUAUCCUUCUGCACCGUACAUCCAACCCUCUGGUCAUUUCGCACCCUGCACAAGGGCAACCCCAAAUACGAAGCAGCGCGAACCAACUCCGUCUGGAACGGAUGCGUGCCCAACCGCCACCCUUCUUUAAUCGUGUAUUCUAAGAACGACGCCGACGUGCAAAGCAUAGUGCACUAUGCGAGGGCCCACAAGCUCCGCAUCGCCAUCAAAUCCAGCGGCCACUCACUGACAGCCAAUUUCCUCCGCGACGGCGGCAUCCUGGUAGACCUUGAGAAGAUGAAUUCGAUGACAUACUAUGCGCACACCACCGUUUUCGGCUACCUGAUCGGUGGAAGCACCGUGCUCUCCAUCAAAGAAGCAGAGUUGAUUUUGAUUGGUGAUCCCGACCUCAAGCUCACCAUCGAAAUCAUCACCAAAUGGCGUGUCAAUGAAGGCGUGGCCGACUUUUUCUCCAAGGGCAAUGUCUUCAAUAUCGGCGACGCCGUCCACCGCCUACCCCCCGCGAACGGCCUUUGCUCAAAUACUUCAAUCCAUGACUCCUACAAUCUUGCUUGGAAACUUGCUUACGUCCUCAAGGGUCUUGCUGAUUCCAAAAUCCUAGACACCUACACCAUCGAGCGGCAGCCAGUCGGGCAACACAUUGUGCGGCGUGCAAAUGAUUCCUGGCGCAUCGACCUGAACCUCUUCGACGCGCUCGGGAUGUUCGAGCCCGACCUCAAGAAAAGGGAGGAGAGGUUCAAGCUCAUGGGCGAGGAUAGCCCAAACGGAAAGGAAUACCGCGCAAGGCUGAAUAAAGCAUUCCGACUCACACGGCUGCAGUUUUCCAGCCUAGGUAGCGAGAUGAACCAGUUCUACCAGAGCAGCAGUGUCUACAUCGAGGACGAGCCUCUGGAGGCCCAAACGCCCAAGUACACCCGCGACAAGGAGUCAUACUACACUGCCGCACGACCUGGCUGGAAAGGGACGGUUCACCAUCCUCACGGGGCUGGGCGGCAAGGAUGUCUGGUCUCAUGCGGCGUCCCAGGGCUCGAGACCGCCGUCUUCGGAAUUGUCUGGGGCCAGGACUAUCUGGACACGGGGAAAAUAUGGCACAAUGUACGGGGCAUGGAGUCAGACGGUGCGGUGCUCGUGCGACCUGAUCGGAUCGUUUGCUGGAGGAGUAAGACAAGGCUGGAACAUGAACACGCCGCCAUGAAUCUAGAAUGGGUGAUUCAACACAUUUUAAAAUGGUAG